Trichoplax adhaerens is the source of this 1131-nucleotide messenger RNA. RefSeq lists its product as uncharacterized. Gene Ontology annotation, molecular function: ubiquitin-protein transferase activity; protein binding. Gene Ontology annotation, biological process: protein ubiquitination; mitotic cell cycle checkpoint signaling; ubiquitin-dependent protein catabolic process. Gene Ontology annotation, cellular component: nucleus. The coding region runs from base 1 to 1131 and encodes 376 amino acids. The transcript has 2 exons. NCBI's taxonomy places the organism in Eukaryota, Metazoa, Placozoa, Uniplacotomia, Trichoplacea, Trichoplacidae. The record is from RefSeq and is a predicted model, not a curated record.
AUGCUGACGUUAAUGCCUGCUUCGCAACGACCAAAGCAUCACCUCAUUCCUGAAAAGAUUAUACUUAAAGGAAAAACAAGAUUAGGAAGGCAAGCUGAGAUGGUUGAUGUGGUCAUUAAUUCAAAUCAUUCAUUAUUAAUUAGUCGACUUCAUGCCACAAUCACUCGAAACGAAAGUGGCUACUUCAGCAUUGAAAAUCAUGGCUUAAAUGGACUGUUGGUCAAUAGUAAAUGUAUCAAGAGUUGCAAUUUAUCUCAUGGAGACAUUAUCGUUUUUGGUGGUGCGGGAAAUGGUGCUGUGGUUGGCCAAGAAGUGCAAUCUACUCUAUCAGAAUUGGUCUAUCGAUUUUGCCAAUAUACAUUAGGCGAAGCUAGUUGUACUGUUGAUAGCCCUACUGUACAUCUUGUUGAUGAUGAUAUUGAUCAAUACGUUGGAGAACAAGCGCAAACAGUUAUGCAUUCCAAACGUAAACGCGCCAAUAGCCAGGAUUCAUCAACCUCAACAGAAAAGAAGUCACUAGAGAAAGAGAGCAGUAACUAUAACCAAGAUUCUUUGUCGGAUUUGAUUGAUUUUGUCUGUGAAAAUACCUCAUUAGAUAGCCAGAAGAAACAAGAUGAUAAUAAUAAUGAAAAACAAUCACAUAACGAGGAAAAUUUUAGUAAAAUUGGUGAAGAAUUUACUUGUAGUAUAUGCCAAUCACUUUUAGUUGCUGCCCAUUUAUUGCCUUGUUCUCACAGUUUUUGCAAAGAAUGUAUUUAUACUUGGCUAUCUAAUCAUUCUACAUGUCCAACAUGUCGAAAGCGUUCUCGUCUAUCUCAACUAGUAGCGGAAAAAGUCGUUGAUAAUGCUAUUGCAGUUAUGGCGGAAAAAUUUUUAAAUGAAGGUGAACUAGCAGAUUGGAAAUCCCGUUGGAACGACGUCUCUAAGUUUAAUUUAAAGUCUCUUUCUGGCAAAGAGAAUGCACAUAAAAGGCCAAUAGCGAGACGACAGGAAGAAUACGAAAUAAUAGGAUGUAAUUGUGCUGUAAAAUUGAACGCCUGUAUAGAAAUGAAAAACCUGUUCUUUAUAAGGAGUUUAUUGGCACUGCAUAAUUUAUCAGAGAUGACUAGUUACUUCAUAAGACGGCUUUGA